This is a messenger RNA of Vicia faba (fava bean), 1014 nucleotides long. NCBI's taxonomy places the organism in Eukaryota, Viridiplantae, Streptophyta, Magnoliopsida, Fabales, Fabaceae. The record is from the annotation of a GenBank genome assembly.
AUGGUUUUCUCUUCUAUUCAAGGUUAUGUAGAUCCACCUAAUUGGCAUCAUCAGCAACCAAAUCAUCAUCAUCAACAAAAUGGAAGUGAUAACGCUCAACUACUUCCACCUUUACCUCCUCAAGUGGGAGGUAAUACAGGUGCGUCUAGUGGUAGUGCUAUGGGUUCGAUCAGACCAGGAUCAAUGGCUGAUCGAGCUCGUUUAGCAAAAAUACCACCACCAGAACCAGCACUAAAGUGUCCACGUUGCGAUUCAAUCAACACUAAAUUUUGCUACUUCAACAACUACAGCCUCACUCAACCUCGUCACUUUUGUAAGACAUGUAGGCGUUAUUGGACAAGAGGGGGUGCACUUAGAAAUGUUCCGGUUGGCGGAGGGUGUCGUAGAAACAACAAAAAGAACAAAAGUAACCGUUCGAAAUCUCCUACUCCAACAAACUCUCAUGAGAAACAAACUUCAUCAUCGAGUGCAAUCCCUUCUCAUCAUGAACUUAUUGGUCAUCAGUUACCGCAACAAAUAAGCAACUUACCCUUCAUGGCCUCUAUGCAGAAUCAUCUCAGCCGUUACGUUGUUGGAAACGUUAACAUGGGUCUCGCUAACUCAGAUCAUAUGGGCUUUCAAAUCGGUGUUGGUAAUGGUAACUGGAACUCACCUUCUGUUUCUGCUUCAACUGCUGUAGGUGGUGGUGAUGGUGGAGGUGGCGGUGUUGGAGUUGAACAGUGGCGUAACUUGCAGCAAUUUCCCUUCAUGAACACUUUCGAAUCAAAUUCCAGUGGAAACAAUUCAUACCAUCUUCAAGGAGAAACUAUAGAAACUGCAACAACUGGAUUCGUUGGAGAUCAUAUAGCUUCAAACUCUAGGGUUGUGGUUAAUCAAGAGCCACCAGUUAAAAGAGAAGAAAACCGUGGCUUAAAUUCACUAAGAAAUUCUCUUGGUGUCUCCGAACAUAAUAACCAACAACAAUACUAUUCAUGGAAUGAUUUAUCAGGUUCUUCAACUACUCAUCUCUUAUAA